This is a messenger RNA of Rhinichthys klamathensis goyatoka, 1810 nucleotides long. It is a transcript of the gene actr3b, whose product is annotated as actin related protein 3B. Gene Ontology annotation, molecular function: actin filament binding. Bases 164 to 1423 code for a protein of 419 amino acids. Gene Ontology annotation, cellular component: actin cortical patch. NCBI's taxonomy places the organism in Eukaryota, Metazoa, Chordata, Actinopteri, Cypriniformes, Leuciscidae. The record is from RefSeq and is a predicted model, not a curated record. The transcript is spliced from 13 exons.
UAGGAUUGGAAAUGUCGCUGUCAGCUCUGUGGAUCAUGAUGAGGCAGCGCGAGUGGAUCCAGCAUGUUUCUAUUUUCUGCCUUCCCUUUGACUCGGGAAGUAGUCGCAGAAAAAUAACGGAGCAAGCCAUAAUCAAGGAACAAUUUACACCGCGGUAAAGCUGAUGAUGGCAGUGCGGCCCCCUCCAUGCGUGAUUGACUGCGGGACAGGGUACACCAAGAUUGGUUAUGCAGGAAACACGGAGCCCCAGUUCAUCAUGCCGUCCUGUAUCGCGAUCAGAGAGACAGCGGGUGUUGGAGAUCAGGCACAGAGACGUCUCAUGAAAGGGGUGGAUGACCUCGAUUUCUUCAUCGGAGACGAAGCCAUUGAUAAGCCAAACUAUGCAACCAAGUGGCCCAUCAGACAUGGUAUUGUUGAGGAUUGGGACCUCAUGGAAAAGUUCAUGGAGCAAAUCAUAUUUAAAUAUCUCCGAGCUGAGCCGGAGGACCACAGCUUCCUGAUGACAGAACCUCCUCUAAAUACCCCAGAGAACCGGGAAUACUUAGCUGAGAUCAUGUUUGAAACGUUCAAUGUCCCAGGACUGUAUAUCGCUGUUCAGGCUGUUUUGGCAUUGGCAGCAUCAUGGACUUCAAAACAGGUUGGAAAACGAACACUGACAGGAAUCGUGAUUGAUAGCGGUGAUGGGGUCACUCAUGCCAUACCAGUGGCCGAAGGUUAUGUGAUUGGCAGCUGUAUAAAGCACAUCCCUAUAGCAGGAAGAGACAUCACCUACUUUAUUCAGCAGCUGCUAAGAGAUAGAGAGAUCGGCGUUCCUCCAGAACAGUCACUGGAGACCGCAAAAGCUGUUAAAGAAAGGUAUUGCUACAUCUGUCCAGACAUAGUGAAGGAAUUCACAAAAUAUGAUAUGGACCCUGACAAAUGGAUAAAAAAAUACAAGGGAAUCAAUGCUAUCAGCAAAAAUGAAUUUCUAAUAGAUGUCGGAUAUGAGCGUUUUCUGGGACCAGAGAUAUUUUUUCACCCUGAGUUUGCCAACCCAGACUUCUUGCAGCCCAUCUCAGAUGUAGUGGAUGAAGUCAUUCAGAACUGCCCUAUAGAUGUCAGAAGACCACUUUACAAGAACAUUGUGCUGUCGGGAGGCUCCACCAUGUUUCGGGACUUUGGUCGCAGGCUGCAGCGGGACCUGAAGCGCGUGGUGGACGCCAGACUCAGACUGAGUGAGGAGCUCAGCGGCGGCAGAAUAAAGCCCAAGCCCAUGGAGGUGCAGGUAAUAUCUCAUCACAUGCAGCGAUACGCCGUGUGGUUUGGGGGAUCCAUGUUGGCUUCUACGCCCGAGUUCUUCCAUGUCUGCCACUCUAAGAAGGACUACGAGGAAUAUGGACCCAGAAUCUGUCGCCACAAUCCAGUCUUUGGCAUCAUGUCCUAGUGCUGGUCUUGCACCCCGCUGUAAGCCUAGAUAUCAAUUCAAUCGAUUUAUCACCUCACCGUACUACACUUUGAUUGCCACUCCUCUUUGAAAAGGAAUAAUUCAGGCUUUGACAAGCUUAGAAUAGAAAGAACAAAGCUUUUUGUUUAUCAGUGAAAAUGUCAAAGCCAGGCACAAGGGUAUUAUGUGGAUUGGAUCUGGAGACUUGAGGCUUGUGCUUUGAUAGCAAGCGCUGAAUGUGCAAUACUCUAAAUGCAGCAAAAGAGAGGAAUUGAAGAAUUGCGCAUUGACUGCAGGCUGCGCAGGUGAAGCUAUACAGUUGGGUCGGUUUACUUGGCCACUCAUAUUUCAGUUUCUGUGUUUUGUUUGUAUUUUAAAGGAAAAGUU